Cryptococcus amylolentus CBS 6039 is the source of this 981-nucleotide messenger RNA. RefSeq lists its product as hypothetical. NCBI's taxonomy places the organism in Eukaryota, Fungi, Basidiomycota, Tremellomycetes, Tremellales, Cryptococcaceae. Gene Ontology annotation, cellular component: membrane; endomembrane system. Bases 27 to 923 code for a protein of 298 amino acids. The record is from RefSeq and is a predicted model, not a curated record. The transcript is spliced from 4 exons.
CUUUAUAUUCCGCUAAACACAGUACCAUGUCGCACCCAAAAGACGUCUACACUAACAGGGAAGAAGACUGGUACCCAGGAAUUCGUCAGCGCUCGAAACCAGGCCAGGCGCCUCACGAACAAGUCUACGACACCACCCGGGACAUUAACGGAAAUGUUGUGACCGAUAAACCUGCCAACCGAGCCAUACUCUCUGCUCAGAAGCGACAGAGGACUCAUGAUGCCCGUGUCCUUGCGCAGCGUCAGAAACAAGCUGCUCGGGCCCAAUCUGGUCAGACAGAAGAGAGCAGCACUGCCGGCAUGCUCGGACGCAUGCUCAUGGUCAUUCUGUUUCUCCCCCUCCUUUCCUCCUUCACCACCCAAUCCUAUACCUUCAACCUGUCUCCCUAUUUCGUCCCGCAACUGAGAAGAUUCUGGGCAGAAACGCCUUUGAAUCCUUGGAAGCUGGAGAUGAAGGAGUUUACGCCGUUACAGCUUGCAAUGUACGACGGGUCCCUGGAGAGACCGGUGUAUCUUGCGGUGGACGGGGUGGUAUUUGAUGUGACCUCAAACAGGCGGAUUUAUGGUAAGGGCGGGAGUUACAACAUGAUGGCUGGGCGGGACGCUUCCAGAGCGUUCGUGACGGGUUGCUUCGAAACUCAUUUGACACAUGAUCUUCGAGGUCUUUCGGAAGACGAACUCAAGGUAUCCCGUUCCACCAGUCUACCCGUCCGAGCUCACCCAGUGCAGUCUGUUACCAGCUGGAAAAAGUUCUUUGAAAACAAUGAAAAGUAUUCAAAGAUUGGGACCGUUUUGAACCCCCCGAUAGACCCCAGCACGCCCAUACCACCACCUUGUCGAGGAGAGAAGAAGGACAAGGCCGACCCGCACGCGCCAGGGGCAGCAGCUGCUCAAAGAGGUAGAGCGAAGCCAGGACCAGUAUAGUAGGCCACUGAGGGUGUUAGGGCGGUACUCUAACGACUUGUCAUGACAGUAAUGUACA